This is a messenger RNA of Soboliphyme baturini, 495 nucleotides long. The record is from the annotation of a GenBank genome assembly. NCBI's taxonomy places the organism in Eukaryota, Metazoa, Nematoda, Enoplea, Dioctophymatida, Soboliphymatidae.
AUGACUGACGCUGCGAGCGGCGGUGGUUGGAAAGAAAAAAGUAAUAAAUGCGUAAAGCGUGUCAAGGCCAAGCGACACUUAUCCAAAAUUCGUCCGUCCGUCCGUCCGUCCGUCUGUGAGAGUGAUGGCAAAGAAGACGACGGGCUAACGAGAGAAAUAGAAACUGCGGCUGGCGGUUUCGCUGAAGACUCAGCGACUGGAGAAGAAAAGAGGGCAGAGUCGGCCAACCGGCAGCUCCGCCUAAAGGUGGAACGACGGUGUCGGCAAGAACUUGUUUUGAAUGCGCCACAGUACGCCACCCUGGCAAGUGCAAGUCAUACUGUCGGACAAGUCGAUAAUCCGCCGUCCGACCGACCGCCGACCAACGUAAUUAAGUUCAUCAUUCGUCAGCACCGAACCACUGGAGAUACGAUCGUAAUUAAUCAGAAGCAGGUGUUGGGCAUGGCGUUUGACGGCCCACAGUUCAGAGCGGACAGGAAGGAGAAGGUAGGAUGA